AUGGGAAAACGAGGUGUGCAGUUCUGUUGUUGUGUGUUUCCAUUAGUGAAAUUUGGUGCCUAUACACUCACGGUGGAGACGGCGUUUGUUGCGCUCUGCGUGGGUAUUCUGGCGCUAGCUCCACCGCCCAUUGUUGGUGGCAUGGGCGCCAUUCCUGCGUGGGGCAAGUAUGUCGUGGCAGUCAUCGCUUUUGUGCUUGCGGCCUGGCAGAUUGUGGGAUUUGCCUCAAUCAUGGCUGAUCACACUGUGCUAUUCCGCUGGUACUCACGCGUGACGUUUAUUGGCACUAUCAUUAUUUUAAUUUUCACCAUCGCAUUUAUGGCCACGGCAGCUGGAUUGCAUGACAAUGUCAUUCCGACAUGCCUGGCCAACUUCGAGCAGCCCCUAGCCAACGAUGGCUUCGGUAUUCAACAAGUGCAGGACCGUCUUGAUCAAGGUCGUCGUGAUGUAUGCAACAUUCUGGCAUGGGCUGAUGUCGGUCUUAUGGCUGGUUUGAUCAUUGUCGUUGGCCUUAUGCAGCUUUACAUGUGCUACAUGCUCCAUAAAUAUGGACAACGUCAACGUGCUGCGGAAAAGGAAGCUAGAAUGAACCCUGCGCCUGUAUCGCUGCCCAUGCAAGAUACCAAGCAAUGGAACACAUUUGGUCAGCCACGUUAUGAGCCUGUGCAGCCCCAAGAGCAAACGGAUAUGCAUUAUGCGACAUACACACGGUAA
Molecule: messenger RNA, 714 nt
Organism: Malassezia pachydermatis
Lineage: Eukaryota; Fungi; Basidiomycota; Malasseziomycetes; Malasseziales; Malasseziaceae
Exons: 2
Coding region: 1-714 (237 amino acids)
Source: RefSeq, a predicted model, not a curated record